Messenger RNA from Monopterus albus (swamp eel), 7140 nucleotides. RefSeq names its product bromodomain adjacent to zinc finger domain, 1A (gene baz1a). The coding region runs from base 504 to 4838 and encodes 1444 amino acids. Gene Ontology annotation, molecular function: DNA binding; protein binding. The transcript is spliced from 33 exons. Lineage: Eukaryota; Metazoa; Chordata; Actinopteri; Synbranchiformes; Synbranchidae. Gene Ontology annotation, cellular component: CHRAC; nuclear chromosome. Gene Ontology annotation, biological process: positive regulation of DNA replication; regulation of heterochromatin formation; chromatin remodeling. The record is from RefSeq and is a predicted model, not a curated record.
CAACAACCGAACUAACGAAACACUUAAAAUUCCCAGCUCGGUCUCGGUCCGUGAAGUGGAUGAAAAGUUGGUCAACAAGCCGCCAGUAGGAGUUUUCAGACGGGGACGACUUCUUCACUUUGUACCGCGGAUUAGCUCUUCGUCGUUAUACAACUCGGUACAGAUUGUGUGAAACCUGUUCCUACUGUGUUCUACUGGGGGUGUGUGUCCGUGGUCGGUGUGUUUGUGUUUGUAUGGGCUGCCGGAGUUUGAAUGUGAGCGCAGACUGUGACGAGCACACUUCCAUGUGGGGAGAUUAUCACCGCGUCUAACAAAAGACCCGCUCGCCUCCUCGCUGCUUCUGCUCGGUGGCUUCUCCGUUACUUUCGUUUCAGCACUCCGGUUUUAAUCUCACGGUUGACUUUGGUUUGUGUUGACAGAGUGUGUGUCUGACAUUCGGUCCUUGUGACCCACUUUCCCCCAUUUUCUUUCCAAAGUGCGGCCGGUGGAAGCGGAGCUGAGAGAUGCCGCUUCUCCACAGAAAAGCCUUCAUCCGACAGAAACCUCCGGCGGACCUGCGACCGGACGAGGAAGUCUUCCUCUGUAAAAUCACUCACGAAAUCUUCAGGACCUACGAUGAGUUCUUUGAGAGGACCAUCCUGUGUAACAGCCUGGUGUGGAGUUGUGCUCUGACAGGGCGAGUGGGCCUGACGUACCUGGAGGCAGUGGAGAGCGAGCGGCGGGCGAAGCAAAGUCUUCAGAGUUUCCCUCAGUGUCUGCUGGUACCCCUUCUGCACCUGGCUGCUCUGAGCCGACGCUGCAGACUGUCGGAGCUCUGUGAAGACGUCUACACCUUUGUCAAAGACCGAUUCUUCCCUGGAGAGGUGGUGGAUGUUGCAGGACGCAACGGAGCAAGACAUGUUUGUGAGAUCCUGCAGGUUCACUCGCCUCAUUACAGUGCUAAUGGAGCACUGGUCACCAAUAGCCACAGCAAGCCGGCCGACGGCGACAUCAUCGUCAUCAGUGACAGCGACGACGAGAGCAGCGCCUUCCAGAGUCCUGUAGCACAGUUCAACAGCAGGAAGAAGAACAAGCCUCUGAGUCCAUCAGUGUUUAAAUACACACUGAGGAUGUUGAAGGACAAGCACGUCGAGCCAUUCACAGUCAGAGCCAAUCAGAUCAGUCGCAGGAAGACGAUUCUGUCCAGAGAGAGACUGAAGCUGCUCUUCAAACAACACUGUGAACCUCACAACGGGACUAUCACACUCAAGCCCUCCACAGUGACAAAGUACCAGCUCUCUGAAAAGACUUUCUCUCAGUUCUUCCCUGAUGAGCCCCCCCUGUUCCCCUUCAGCCCCCCCUUGAAAGGCGGAGGGCGUGGCUCACCUGGCCAGGCGAGUUCGCUGUUGCUGAAGGCGGCUGAGGAGAAGCUGAAGCUGCUGCAGCAGAGGGAGGAUAUGGCGGCUGCAGCUCAGGACAAAGCUCGACUGAAGAAGGAGAAGGAGGCUGUGCAGGAGGCCAAGCGAAGGGAGAAGGAGGACAAGGAGAAGAUGAAGGAGCAGCAGAGGAGGAGGUUUGAGGAGGAGAAGCAAAGAAGGAGGGAUGAGAAGGAGCGCAGGAAGCUGGAGAAAGAGAGGGAACGAGAGAAGCUGAAGGAGGAGAAGAAGAAAUACGCUGAACACCUGAAACGGUGGAACAAACCCAGAGAGGACAUGGAGUGUGAAGACCUGAAGGAGCUGCCCAGUCCGGUUCCAGUGAGAACCCGUCUUCCUGCGGAACUCUUUGGAGAAGCUCUCAUGGUGCUGGAGUUCCUGCGAGCCUUCGGGGAGGUCUUCGACCUGAAGGAUGAGUUCCCUGAUGGAAUCUCACUGGCAGAGGUUCUGGAGGAGGCACUGGUGGGUUCAGAUCCUGAAGGCCCUCUGUGCGAGCUGCUGUUCUUCUUCCUGUCGGCCAUCUUUCAGGCCCUGGCUGAGGAGCAGGAGGAGGUGGCUAAAUACCAGGCUGAAGAUAGCGAUACAAGCCCACUGUCGGAGGCUCUGGACGAUGACUCUAACCCGACUCAUUCGGCACUGAGCGCUGUUGCCUCAUUGGCUGCAGCAUGGCCUCAGCUGCACCAGGGCUGCAGUCUCAAGCAGUUGGACCUGGACAGCUGUACGCUGUCUGAAAUACUGCGGCUGCACAUCCUGGCCGCCGGCGCCGACUGUAACCACGGCAACGCCAAGCUCCGCUACCAGAAGCAGGGUGGAUUCACGCUGAUGGACGACCCCUGUGUGGAGCUGCGAUUGGCCGAGCCAAUGUUGCUGAAGAGACUGUCGUGCACGGCAGUGUAUGACCUGACACCAGGGGAGAAGCUGAGAAUCCUGCAGGCUCUGGUGGGGAAGCUGCUGACAUCGGCGUCCAGCAGAGAUGUGAUUGAAGACUGUGUGGAGGAUCAGAAAGCUGCCAGGCAGGAACUGAGAGAGAUCAGAGCUGAACAGCACCGCAGAGAGCGAGAGGAGGCUGCACACAGGGUUCGGCUUCGUAAGGAGGAGAAGCUGAGGGAGCAGGAGCAGCGGCUGAGGGAGAAGGAGGUGAAGCUGAAGGAGCAGGAGGUGAAGUGGAGACUCCAGGCAGACAGAAACCCUGAAGCAGAACAGCAGCCUGAGGAUGAGGAGGAGCAAAACUCUUCAUCCAACGUGAAGAUGAUAAAAGGUACAAUGGACCAGAAAGACAAACAGCAGCAAGAGAUGACCUCUGACCCCAAACCCUUGUCCUGCCCCCCAACCAGCCUGACUGCAGAGGAGCUGGAGAAGGAGCAGGAGAAGGUUCGAGAGCUGCAGGAACGGAUCCAGAAGGCGGCGGCCUGCACCUGCCUCCUGCCUCUGGGCAGAGAUCGUCUGUACCGCCGCUGCUUUGGGUUGAUGGAAGACAUGCUGCGGCCAUGCCCAAAACCUUCACAGGAUGCCACAUCCAAGAUGGUGGACGAAGAGGACGUUAAGGAGGAGCCAGCUGAGGGAAGUGCUGGGUCAAGCCCCGCCCCCAUGCACACCUGUGGGCCGCCAAUCAACCGUCCCAACCAGUGGUUCUUCUACAGCUCAGUGGAGGAGGUGGAUCAACUGAUAGAGGCUCUGAACCCUCGAGGUCACAGAGAGAGCAGCCUGAAGGAGGCGCUGCUGCAGGAGAGAGACAGGCUGCAACAGGUGCUGCAGAAUUGUGACAGGAACAAGUACAGGCACGCAGAUAAUCCAGAGUCGCCCCGAUCCUUCCCAGAAUGCACUGCUACGGCUGAGACUGUGAUGGAAGUGAGACUGAGAGACCUGCUGCUGGACAUCGAGGAUCGAAUCCACCAGGGAACUCUGGGAUCUAUGAAGGUGAUGGACAGACAGGUGUGGCGCUCAGCAUUGGAAGCAGGAAACUACGAACUGCUCUCCUCAGACAGAGAGAACGGACUGGAGGCCAUAGAGAUGGACUCCGCCCACCUGAGAACCAGAGACAGGCUGCAGGAGCUGAGGUCUGAUGGCGUAGCAGCUUGUGGGACCAGCGGCUCUGGGACUCCACAGGUGGUCAGCAGCUCGGUACGAGUCCUGGCUCAGGCUCUCGCUCACAUUGAACAAGGCAUCGAGAGACGCUUCCUCAAAGCGCCACUGGGUGACGAAGACACAAAGAAAGACCAGAAGAUGAAGAAGAGCAAGAAGAAGGAUGAGGACCAGGCCAGUGAUGAUGGCAGUGACAGUGGUCGAGUCAUGAAGACGGUAUUGGAGCGAUGGAGGGAGUCUCUGCAGUCCUGCUCCAGCCUGUCUCAGGUGUUUGUCCACCUGUCCAGUCUGGAGCGCAGCGUCCUCUGGUCUCGCUCUGUCCUCAAUGCACGCUGUCGCAUCUGUAGACGCAAAGGAGAUGCCGACAACAUGCUGCUGUGCGACGGCUGUGACAGAGGACAUCACACCCACUGUCUGAGGCCUCGCCUUAAGUUGGUCCCGGAGGGCGACUGGUUCUGUCCAGACUGUCGACCCAAACAGAGAUCCAGCCGCCUUCCAUCUCGUCAGCGUUCUUCUGUUGAUGAAGAGGAGGAUGAGGACGGUGAGGAGGAGGAGGAAGAGCAGGAGGAAGAAUCUGAGGAGGAAGAGGAGGAGUCAGAAGAAGAGGAGGAAGAGGAGGAGGAGGAAGCAGUAGUGAGCACCAAGAAGAGCCAGGCCCCGCCCCCCAAAGGCAAGAACCUACAGACCACGCCCAGAAAAACCUCCUCAGUCUCCAGGUCCUCAGGCAAAAAGGCCACACCCCCCACAUCAAAGGCCAACUUGGCGUCUGGCGGUAAACCUCCACCGCGCUCCGGGAGUCGGAGCAGCACCCGCUUAAGCAAUGAAAUCCUGGCAACAAACGGCAACACCAAGACCUCACCUGGUCAGAGCGAGUCCCGCAAGAGACUACCCACAGAUGCCGCUCUCCUUCCUAAACCCGCCAGACCUGUCCUCCCACCUUCCACCUCAUCUUCAUCCAGUCGCCGCUCCUCUGGGAGGAACCACGGCGUCCAUGAGCUGUCGGCGUGUGAGCAGCUGACGGUGGAGCUGGUCAGACAUGAAGACAGCUGGCCCUUCAUGAAGCUGGUGUCUAGGACUCAGGUACCUGACUACUAUGACAUCAUCAAGAAGCCCAUAGCUCUCAGCACCAUCAGGGAGAAGGUGAACAACUGUGAAUAUCAGACAGCAGGCGAGUUCAUCUCAGACGUGGAGUUGAUGUUCUCCAACUGUAUCCAGUACAAUCCACGCCACACCAAUGAGGCCAAGGCCGGGCUCCGCCUGCAGCAGUUCUUCCACUCGGAGCUCAGCAGACUUGGCCUGUCGGACCGCGGCUCCGCCCCGCCCGCCAAACGCUCCCGCCACUGAACCUCAUCAUCACCCUCCCUGCUGAUUAGUCCAGGGGCGGCAAGUGGGCAGGACAUAAAUGCUAUGGUUACUUCCCUCCUGAUAGACUGGCAUGGUGCUGAAAUACAGGGGUUUCUCCUUCGUGACCUCUGAUCCCCGAGAACCUGUCGGCCACUGUGGUCUGAGUGAAACCUCAGCAGCUGGGGUCAAAGGUGAAAAAGGAACCAAACAUUAAAUUAUUGUUAAAGUUGGAGGCAGACUGAGCUCUGCAGUCCGACUGUAUUUAGAUUAAAGCUCAUGUGAGGCGGACGUUUCCUUUUUGUCACCGUCUCACCUGAUCAUGAGCUUCACUCUUUCAAAUCCUGUGGAAAAACAUUGCAGCUGCUGUGAGUUUGUAGAAAUAUAGAGAAGUUGUGUAGUAGAUUUGUCAACCUGCUGAUGUUCAGGUUGUGCGUCUGUGUGUGGACAGACGUGCGUCUGUGUGGCUGUAGGACAGUGGAGUCCCGACUUUUCAUCCAGAAAAGCAAAAGCCACUAAAGAAACUUCAGCUUUGCACUGACAGUAACAAAUGAGGUCGCUGUUGUUUGCUCAGGGACAAAGUGUUUGGUUAGAGUGAAAACAUUCGGUGGCAGUGCGGCUGUUUUCACUGGUGGCCGCAGAUGACACCGAUGUCUGGUGCUGCCAAAGUGAAAUCACUGAAGCAAACUGACCCUUCACUUUCCAUUUGUGCACAUGAUGUGUGACAGUCACGGUUUAAAAUCCGGUUUUCAUAUGUUUAAAAAAACACUGGUAAAAUGAAAAGGGACAAGUGAUCGUCAGUGUCCUCUGUAAUAACACUGGACAUGACACAGACUGUUUUGUUUUAAAUUAGCAAGUGAAGAAAAAUGAGGUUUUAUCCUGUGUUCAAGAUGACAAAUAUCGGCACUUUGUGGGUUUCUAAUGAAAAUGUUCCCAGCAGCAGGACUUUCUUUGAACUCGGUCACAGUGUGUAACUGAAAAUGACGACCAGCACAGAAGGUCCAAGUCCAGUUUGCACCUCGGUUCUCAGCUUUAGGUCCAAUUUGAGGUUUUCACUGAAACUUCUUGUUGAUCUUUUUCUUCUUCAUUUGACAGUCAUCACAGACUUUGACAGACAUGAACCCAACAGCCCGCAGUCUGGCCCGUAGAUACCUGCCGUAUGACUGAGGAUGUGGUUUCCAGUCAGUCAUCAGAGACGAAAACUGGAUUUUAAACUUGGUCACACAUUAUGUUCACAGACUUCAGGUAACAAACUGUUGCUGUCUCACGCAGCUCCUCUUCUGUCUGUAGUCAUCAAUCCUUUUAUUCAAAUAAAACAAAGUAAUGUCCAUGUCAAACAUUUUGACAUGAGGGUUUGUAACAAGACCUUUAAUCAAAUUAAUGCUAAUAACAAAUCCCAACGAGACAACAGCUGAACCCUGGAGUGGAGUGAAGCAGCAGCCGUGAGCGCGACCUUGUUCAGGUUUUCAAUGUUUGGUCAGGAAAUCGGAAUCAUUAGCUUUGUCUUAAAGUGAGAGACACAUGAGUCUGAAGAAAUGUAGAGAAUCACCAAAAAUGAGUCUGGAGAAAAUAAUCGGUGACGAACUGAAACCAUUUGGUACCUUGAAGUGAAAUAGUUGGUUUGGCAGAAUGAGCCUUAAAGGAACAGUUCACCAUCCUUCACAGAAUAAAAUGUUCAGAGCAGCAGCGAUCAGUCCAGUCCAAUGACCAAACUAAUCAGCAGCUGUAAUGCAAAUCAGUUGUGUUCAAUUGAAAAAUGCUGAAAGCUUGAUGGUUCCAGUUGAAGGUUUCCCACUGUUCCCAGUCUGGUUGUGGCUUAUUUGUUUUGCACUGUUCUGAUGUUUUACGGACCAAACCAAAUGUAAUUGACCAUAAUGAAUAUAGUAAUUAGUUGCAGCCCUAAGGUCAUUGUUAGCUUAGCUUAGCAUUAACACUGGAGAACUCAAGCUACAAACAUGUUGGCGCGUUAAUGUUGAACACAGGUGUGAGACUGACUCAGUGACGCCAACUCUUUUCUAAAAUUGCGAGCUGCGACGCCUCCAUGGAGGCUUUGUAGAUUUUGAAUUUUGACUACUGUGACUUUUCCUGCUGUAGGCCGCUGUGCUCUUCACUUGUUCUUAUCUGAUGUUGGCGUGACGUGUGUGUCGGCGGGUGGAGGUCGUUUGCAGCCGACCUCUGCUGCGUAUUUAUUUAGUUGAAAUCUCAGUGUUGGCUUUAUUUAUGACCGGUAGACGCCCUCUGCCUCCUGACACUCUCUCCUGUUUUUGUUGUUCUGUUAUAAAAAUAAAUGGACUUUUAUAACCGA